UCUCCUUCAACUAGAACAAAUAAUCUAAAUCGGAUAUCAAGAAUCUAAACCGGAUAUAGAACGAUGAACACAUCCAAGACCAAGAAGAAGCAAGAAGAGGUUGGUACAAGGUUUCUUGGGGUAAGAAGGAGACCUUGGGGAAGAUAUGCAGCUGAGAUUAGACACCCAACUACAAAGGAGCGUCACUGGCUUGGCACUUUUGAUACGGGCGAGGAAGCUGCCUUGGCCUACGAUAGAGCUGCUCGGUCAAUGCGUGGCACUCGAGCCCGAACCAACUUUGUCUACUCAGACAUGCCUCAUUCCUCCUCCGUCACCUCCAUUGUUUCCCCUGACGAGCCUCCUCCUCCUCCUCCUGUUGCUGCUCCUACUUGUUCGAAUGAUCAUGUCGACUACAUGAUGAUGUUUAACCAAUAUUUAUCCACAGAUUCGCCAAUGCUGCAGCCUCAGUCUGAUCAAGUAGAGAGUAGUUACAUGUUUGGUGGCUCUCCUUCUUGUUAUUCUAAAAACAGCUGCGAGCUGCCUCCUCUGCCGAGUGACUUGUCUAGUUCUUGUUACAGCCAACAACAGUGGAACGUGGAAGACUACUCCUCCGCUAACUAUUUCGAGGGUGAGUAUGUUCACAGCCCAAUGUUCAGCAGUAUGCCUUCGGUUUCUGAAUCUAUGCCUCAUGGUUUCAACCACUUUGGCUUCUAUAAUUAACAUCUUCUCCAUAUUUAAAUUCUUUCUCUCAUAUGUAUCUUUUUUUUUGUGUUUCAUUAUG
Messenger RNA from Raphanus sativus (radish), 760 nucleotides. Its product is annotated as ethylene-responsive transcription factor LEP-like. Bases 64 to 699 code for a protein of 211 amino acids. Gene Ontology annotation, molecular function: DNA-binding transcription factor activity; DNA binding. The record is from RefSeq and is a predicted model, not a curated record. Gene Ontology annotation, biological process: regulation of DNA-templated transcription. NCBI's taxonomy places the organism in Eukaryota, Viridiplantae, Streptophyta, Magnoliopsida, Brassicales, Brassicaceae. The transcript has a single exon.